Molecule: messenger RNA, 816 nt
Organism: Penicillium hordei
Lineage: Eukaryota; Fungi; Ascomycota; Eurotiomycetes; Eurotiales; Aspergillaceae
Exons: 2
Coding region: 1-816 (271 amino acids)
Source: RefSeq, a predicted model, not a curated record
AUGUUCGCAACACAAUCCCCCCAAACUCCCUUUCGCAAAACCCACUACUCCCCAACGCGUCCCUCCCCACUGAGCAAACACACGACGACUCCACCCCUAUGGAACAUGUCCCCAACGCGUAGCAUAAGCGCGUCGCAAAGCACACCGAAUCCAUUCAGUAACCCGCCACCGAUCUUCAACAUACAAACUGAACCAAUCACCCGACACACACACAACCACCAUUCCCCGAUCCCGAUGCAAUUCAACGCGUCCGCCUCGGCGUCAACAACCCCAAACUUCUCAAAUCCCUUCUUCAUCCAGCCACAAACUCCCGCCUCGCCCUCCUCACCAACCCGCCAAAAGCCAAAAUACGAAGCGCGCUACGCUUCAACGAUCGCGAACCCACUUCAAGGCGCGGCAGGUCUAGCGCGCUCCAAAACGCGUAAGAUGUUUCUCAAUCGCGUACGUCAUGAGCGUGACGAUGGACGAUUUGAGGCGCGCGGUGAGCAGAUGAUGCGGAUGGAGCAUCUUGCUGAUCGGAGACGGUGGGAGGAGAGUAUGGCACGGGAUGGAGAAGGGGUUGUUGGAGGGUUUGAGGGGGAUGAGGAUGAUAUGCUUCCUGAUGAUGCCGAUGCCCUUGAUGAAUUUAUAUCCCAGGAGGAGGCCAUGGAGAUGGCUCUUAGGGAGACACAGACUGGGGUUCCUGCGAGGGUUGGAGAUUUACGGUCUAAUGAGCCCGGUGUUCUCUUCAGUGAUGAUGAAUAUGAUGAUAUCUUCAUGGGACUGUCAGAGCCUCAGGGGAAUCAGUAUGAAUCUCAGGAUAUGGAUAUGUCGUGA